UGACCUUCCAUGGGCGUGGUGAAGAAUCGUCGUGUAGGAAAACGGCAAGAAGUCACUUAGCCCGACCUAUAUAAACUAGCUACCGGGUGUGUUGGGUAUCAUUCGACCCAAGUCCACUUGAGACGAAACAUUCCACAAUGGCUUUCAAGCUUUUCGUUCUUGCCGCUUUCGUAGCCGUCGCCAGGGCCUCAGUCAUCGCCCCUGUGUCCUAUGCUCACGUUCCCGUCGUCAAGACCGUAGUCGACAGCGAGUAUGACCCCAACCCCCAGUACUCCUACGCUUACGAUGUCCAAGACCCCAUCACCGGUGACUCAAAGAGCCAAGUUGAAAGCCGCAGCGGAGAUGUCGUCCACGGACAAUACUCCCUCAACGACCCUGACGGUACUCGCCGUACUGUAGACUACACUGCCGACCCUAUCAACGGAUUCAACGCUGUCGUCAAGAAAAGUCCUCUUGUCCACGCUAUUGCCACUCCCGUCGUCAAAUCAGUUCCUGUAGUGCAUUCCAACGAGGUUGUUGCUAAUGUCGCUAACACCGUUGCCUAUUCCGCUCCAGUGUCCCACGUCGCCUACUCCGCCCCCGUGGCCCACAAUGUCGUCGGAACCCCAGUGGCGUACAGCGCUUACGCUCACCCCUAUGCCUACAACGCCUACAACGCUUACCACGUUCCUUACGUUAAUGCCCACUACUAUUAGGUUCCUUGACUAAGACUUGAUGCCUGUACAAUGUAAUUUAGGUUACGAUAAAUAAAAAAACAAAAAAUA
Messenger RNA from Tribolium madens (black flour beetle), 764 nucleotides. RefSeq names its product larval cuticle protein A2B-like. The record is from RefSeq and is a predicted model, not a curated record. Gene Ontology annotation, cellular component: extracellular matrix. Bases 138 to 695 code for a protein of 185 amino acids. The transcript is spliced from 2 exons. NCBI's taxonomy places the organism in Eukaryota, Metazoa, Arthropoda, Insecta, Coleoptera, Tenebrionidae.